GAAAUUAUUUUUUCAAUUAAUUUUGUCAAAGGUUUUAUUUGAUUGGGAGCAAUAGGAACAAGAGGCUCUGAUAGAAUGGAACCCUCAGAUUUAAACAUCAGUGGAGAGCCUGUGGGAUAUCCUCCACAACAGAUUGCUGAGGGCAAUCGAGUAACUGGAGGACUCAAUUUUGUGGCCAAAGUAUAUGGCAUUGUCGGUUGUAUCAAAUUCUUGGAGUCAUAUUAUUUGAUACUGGUCAUGAAGCGGCGGCAAAAUGGAUGUAUAUGUGGUCAUGCAAUAUACAGUAUAGAUGAGCACCAAAUAAUUACAAUUCCGCAUGUCUCAGUUCAAACUGAUGUUGCUCAUUCCGAAUCUAAGCUACGGAAACUUCUUCAUAUGAUUAUUUACAUAAUAAAUCUUUCUUUUCCUUCUAAGUAGUACCAAUUUUGCACUAUUCUUCACUGGUUAGCAAACUAAUAGUGGAUAGCGAUGCAUUCUGUUUUCUUUUUGCUCUCUGGAUAUCAAAAUUUGUUUAAUAAACACCAAAUAGAUCAAAAUUAUAGUCA
Olea europaea var. sylvestris is the source of this 545-nucleotide messenger RNA. Its product is annotated as phosphoinositide phosphatase SAC1-like. The coding region runs from base 76 to 417 and encodes 113 amino acids. Gene Ontology annotation, biological process: phosphatidylinositol dephosphorylation. Gene Ontology annotation, molecular function: phosphatidylinositol-3,5-bisphosphate 5-phosphatase activity. The record is from RefSeq and is a predicted model, not a curated record. NCBI's taxonomy places the organism in Eukaryota, Viridiplantae, Streptophyta, Magnoliopsida, Lamiales, Oleaceae. Gene Ontology annotation, cellular component: intracellular membrane-bounded organelle. The transcript has 2 exons.